AUGUCAUCAAUGACAAUUGGUACUUCAAUAUGGGAGGAUGCAAGUUCUAAUGGCGCCAAAAGCAGAAAGAGGCCAGCUGAGAAGAAGCCUGCCUCUACGGCUGCAAAGGAGAAGAAAGUUGACAAGGCUCCGGUUGAAAAAGCUUCCCAAGCAUCUUCUGACAAGAAGAAGAAGAGCGUUGAGACCUACAAGAUUUACGUAUUUAAGGUCUUAAAACAGGUUCUUCCCGAUAUUGGUAUCUCCAGCAAGGCCAUGGGAAUCAUGAACAGUUUCAUCAACGAUAACUUCGAGAAGCUUGCUCAGGAAUCCUCAAGGCUUGCAAGGUACAACAAGAAACCAACUAUCUCCUCCAGAGAAAUUCAGAUUGCUGUUCGAUUGGUGUUGCCAAGAGAGCUUGCUAAGCUUGUCGUUUCUGAAGGGACUAAGGCUGUCACUAAGUUCACAAGUUCUUAGGGUUUCAUAUGUUGUAGUCAUCGUUUUUAGGGUUUCAUCUGGCUCUCUUUUGCUUAAAUUGGGCUCUUUUGAGUUUGUAUGUCUCAUUUA
This is a messenger RNA of Telopea speciosissima, 543 nucleotides long. Its product is annotated as probable histone H2B.3. Bases 1 to 453 code for a protein of 150 amino acids. Gene Ontology annotation, molecular function: DNA binding; protein heterodimerization activity; structural constituent of chromatin. Gene Ontology annotation, cellular component: nucleosome. Lineage: Eukaryota; Viridiplantae; Streptophyta; Magnoliopsida; Proteales; Proteaceae. The transcript has 2 exons. Gene Ontology annotation, biological process: nucleosome assembly. The record is from RefSeq and is a predicted model, not a curated record.